Molecule: messenger RNA, 525 nt
Organism: Striga asiatica
Lineage: Eukaryota; Viridiplantae; Streptophyta; Magnoliopsida; Lamiales; Orobanchaceae
Source: the annotation of a GenBank genome assembly
AUGGAUAAGACAAAGUGCACAGAUACACAAACUCACAUUCUCCUUCAAUUUACGAAUGAUUUUGAGGCGCAGGCGAUCGAAAUCACCGUCGUCUUUCAGCUUCGAAAUCACAUCCUCGGCUCUUACACGGCCGGCGCCACCGUUAACACCACUCCUGUAGACCCGCGAUUAACUCCACCCCCAGCCCACCCCGAAGGCCACCGAACCCGCACAAACCGCAUCGGGAGCCGCCACCGGAGGACCCCUCCAAGCUCAGCACCAGGGCGAGAAGAGGAACGAAGCUCGAAAUUAAAAGCUUGUCUCGACCCCGGCCACCGAUGCACGGCAGCCGGAGCCUGUCUUGACACAAUCAUCCGCAAGCCCACAGUCCCGAACAUCCCCCACGGCCAACCGGGUAAUAGGCGAAAUGCCGCUGCUGGAGGGGUAGACGAUCGGCAAGGAGACGUGACUACAACCCAAGAGCCGAAUCGGAGCAGUGGGGGCGAUUUGCCGGAGGAAGGGAUAAACAAUGUUGUGUCGCAAUUG